Maylandia zebra (zebra mbuna) is the source of this 3034-nucleotide messenger RNA. It is a transcript of the gene tlcd4b, whose product is annotated as TLC domain containing 4b. Lineage: Eukaryota; Metazoa; Chordata; Actinopteri; Cichliformes; Cichlidae. The record is from RefSeq and is a predicted model, not a curated record. Gene Ontology annotation, biological process: lipid homeostasis. Gene Ontology annotation, cellular component: membrane; endoplasmic reticulum.
AGGUUCAUUUAAUUUUUAGCUAAAGUGUAGUUUUCAUUUUUAUUUCAGUGCACUACGAGUCACGUUUACAUAGUUUUCCUUCCAUAGGCUUUAAAGUAAGGGGGCUUUUUCAACAUUACAUUUGACACAUACAUAAGGAGUGUUUGAGCUCAUAUUAUUUAAUACACCUGGGGUAACUUAAAUCCUCAUGAUCCACUUAUGAUGGAUAGGUUUGGUGCUCAACAGUUGAGCCCCUUGAGCAUAUCUCAGUCCACUCUGUGCGUGUGAGAUAUCUUCUUGCAAGUCGUUAGUCCAUCGGCCAGCAGAGCAGCAUGACUUGCAGACUGUACGUCUCCACUACCUGUGCUGCAGCGGAUCAUCAUCAAUCAUAAUAUACAGUGGCUUUUGUUCCUGGUGGGUGUAACCCACAGACUGUAGCGUAGACUCUUGUCUGGUGAAGGGGUGUGCGGCGGUGGGGGGCGUGUGCACGCGUGGGCGGGUACGUACCGACGUCACCACUGGGUCCUUGCUGUCAACGCCAAAAUAAAAACGAGUAAAAAAAACAAAAAACUUUUCAAGUAGACUCAUGACAGCGGGGAAUCGGGGAAAGCCUCUCUUCUCCGGGCUGUAAUGGUUGUUCUGCCACGUUGUGCUGUAGCAGCGGAGGUUGUUUUUCUUCUUCCCUGAGCUCGCACGGGGAAAGCCUGCGGGCUGCCUCCGAUUAGCAGACUUGCUAGCUAACGUCAAGUUGGAAGAAAGUGGAGAAGACACGGGGCGAACCGGGAGCUCAUCCGCCUACACAGACGCAUGCGACGGAUAGCAGGGUCACGGUUUGCUGACAGCAGCAGGAUAGUCCAGCGGACCAAGGUCGGACGAGGAUGGCAGAGCACUUCUCCCGUCCGACCUGUCAGCCGCAGUGAGGAGGCUCCGUGAGCUGCUCCUUCCCAUGGGGCGCUAUGAACCAGCCUGCCAGGUGAGUGAUGGAGACGAGAGAGUUGACCGUGGUAGCUGGUAGCUUUGUGGGUUUCCAGCUUCUCUUCUCAGUGGCCAGCCCGCCGCUCUCCUCCGCCAUUACCCCAGGUUAUGGACGGCUGCCUCCCACCAAGCUCACUGAAUGGAACUCCAGGUUAGUGUCCACAGUGCACGCGUUGAUUGUGGGCUUGUUCUGUUUGUACAUCCUGUGGUACGAUGACGCAGUCAACGCCAACCCUGUCUGGGGUGACCCCAGUCUCGUCAAACUAAAUGUAGCCAUAACCUGUGGUUACCUCCUAUAUGACCUGGUGCUGCUAGCAUGUAAUUGGAGCACUAUGGGGGACAGCUUUUUCGUUUGCCACCACUUGGCGGCGCUCUAUGCUUACGGAUAUGUUUUGACCCGUGGUGUCCUUCCCUACUUUGCCAAUUUCCGUCUCAUUUCUGAGCUAUCCACACCAUUUGUGAACCAAAGGUGGUUCUUCGAGUCAUUAAAGUACCCACGCUCACACCGGUUGGUGGUAUUAAAUGGGGUUGCUAUGGCUGUGGUGUUCUUCCUGGUGCGCAUUGCAGUCAUGCCAUCCUACUGGGCCAGUGUAUUCGCCACUUUUGGCACUCCGGAGUUUGAGCGGCUGGGCUUGGGUGCCCAGGUGGCAUGGAUCACCUCCUGCAUUGCCCUGGAUGUCUUGAACAUUAUUUGGAUGUACAAAAUCACUCGGGGCUGCUACAAGGUCCUGACUGGGAGAGGAGGGCGAAAGGUCAAGGUAGAAGCAGAGGCGUCAUCUUCCUUAGAUAAGAAGCACACAAACAACCAUACAGACUGAGGAGGUGUAGAGCACAGCAUUUGUAGACACAGACAAUAAGCAUGGAGGGAGGCUGGACAACCAGGAACCUUGCUCUUUUAAUAAAGCCUCAGCUUCCCUCUCACCCUCAAUCUCAGCCCCUGAUCUUCUUGAAGUCAGCUAGUGGCCUGGGCUAAGAGUCCUCAGGUUCUCACCCUGGCACAGGACAAGCACCAGCGUUUGCAACCUUUUUCACUGACAGAUUAGUAUCCUGCUGGGUGAUAGCUUUCAGACGACAAGGUAGAGCUCAAAAGAACACUUUUAACUCUGUCUGUUACUCCUGUCACUACCACCAAUCCUCUGUCAUCUCCCCCACAGCCUGCUCUCACACUCAACUUCAGCCAAAGCCCAAUCCUCUGAAGUGCCUGUGGGAGGGGGCGUGAGGGGAAGGGAAAAAAACAGGAAAGCAAUAACAGUAGAGGAGUAUAUCGCCCAUUACAUUACUGCUUAGCCCCCUUCAAAAACAACAAAAAAAACAAUCGCACUCACUUUUGCUCCUGACAAACUCGAGGCUUCUUCAUCAUUCCACACUCGUGGCCUGCAGAGUGACUAAUUCAUCCGUCAGACCCGUACAGUGUUUGUGAAUCUAUAGGGCUCUUGUCUUAAACUCAUCAAACCUCACAAAAAAAGAGACAGGAAAAAAAACACCAUGAAUGCCUCUUCUACAGUAUCACCUGCUGUGGCCUCCUCGUAACAAGUGGCACCUACCUUUAUCACCAGCCAUGCCCCUCCAGCCUCGUUAUCAUUUGGAGUUUCUAUGUAAAACACAGAAUAUGCAUGCAGGAGAGACAGAGACUCACUCUCUUACACCUUUCGCUCCUAACAGGACAGUUUUGCCUUUUCAGUAUUCUUCAUGAUGGCUCUUUUUUUUUAAUUUAACACUUGUCAUUAGCAAUCAAAGGAAUAUCAUUUUCAUUGCAACCCUCUGCCUCACUGGGUAGGGCUCCACAAUUGAGCUCCAGCAUUUUCGUUCUACCUCUCCCCCUGCCUUACAAAAGAGUCUGUCGAUCCCGUCCUCAUGAAUUAAUCAGCUGUUUAUUUUUUUUUCCCUGUUAAAAAAGGAAAAAACUGUUUUUAUCUUUCAAGACUUCAUCUGUGUCAACAUUAAUGGCUCAGAGCGACUUCUCCCUCUGUCUUCAGAGCUUAUCCCAGCCAGUGCAGUGCAGCAGAGCAGCUUUGCUAAACUGCUUCUAAUUGUGUUGUUUAUUGUUUGUUUGUUUGUUUGUUUGUUUUUGUAGUUAGAU